AUGCACUUCAGCGGCCACUCCUACACCAAGCAGCUCGACGAUGACGUCGCGCCGGUCGCGGAGGGCAUCCCGGUUGUCGUCGCGCUCUCUCCUGCUGAGGCGGUCCGGCUCCCGGUUGGAGCGCAGGCCGGCCGGCUGGAGCGGGUCUAUCUUGGCCUCGGCUGGCGGGACGCGCCUGGCAUCGCCUCGCCGGUCGACCUCGACUGCUCCGUGGUCGGGUACGAGGCGGGAGGCUCGCGGGACGAGGGCAGCACCAUCUGGUAUGGCCGGCUGCGCAACGGCGAGCACCGCGCCAUGGCGGGCGCCUCCUCCAUCGUGCACACGGGCGACAUCCUCACUGGCCAGCGAGGGGCGGGCGGGCUGGUGGACCAGGAGCGGAUCUACAUCUGGCUCCCGCAGCUGCCCGACCGCAUCGCUGCGCUUGCGGUCGCCGCUGACGUGUACACUGCAGGCAUCUCCUUCUACUCAUUGUCCGAGGCAUAUGUCCGGCUCGUCAACGCGGACACUGAGCAGGAGCUUGCCCGGCUCACCCUCACCUCGCGCCACCUCGGGGACGCGGCGGAGGGCCGGGCGAUGCUCGAGCCGUCUCUCUUCUCGUCUGGCGUGGACUACUCGGCGUGCGUCCCUGCCGACGACGUUCUCUCGGGCGGCGCCUUUGACCUGCUGCCUGGCGGGACGCUGCCCGACGCAUCCCUCGCCGACGCUUCGCUGCCCGACGCUUCGCUGCCCGACGUCGGCGGCGCGGGGGACGCUGUUGGCAGCGGCUUUGACAGCGGCUUUGGCGCGGACGGCCUGGACUCCGCAGGCUUGGAGAUGGGCGGCGGUACUUGGGCGGCGGAGUGA
This is a messenger RNA of Emiliania huxleyi CCMP1516, 843 nucleotides long. RefSeq lists its product as hypothetical. NCBI's taxonomy places the organism in Eukaryota, Haptophyta, Isochrysidales, Noelaerhabdaceae. The transcript has 4 exons. The record is from RefSeq and is a predicted model, not a curated record. Bases 1 to 843 code for a protein of 280 amino acids.